Molecule: messenger RNA, 1846 nt
Organism: Meleagris gallopavo (turkey)
Lineage: Eukaryota; Metazoa; Chordata; Aves; Galliformes; Phasianidae
Source: RefSeq, a predicted model, not a curated record
GGCGGUGCGAGGCGGAGCGCCGCUUCCGCCUUCCCGUGGGCUGUUCCUCGGCGGCGGGAAGGCCGAGCGCAGGAGAUGGCGUCGCUGCUGCCGCGCAUCGAACGGCUCUCGUCGCGCGUGGUGCGGGUGCUGGGCUGCAACCCGGGGCCUAUGACUCUGCAGGGCACCAACACCUAUCUGGUGGGCACCGGGCUCAGAAGAAUCCUUAUUGACACAGGUGAGCCAGCUAUUCCUGAAUAUAUUGGCUGCUUGAAGCAGGCCCUGUCCGAGUUCAACAUCUCAAUUCAAGAGAUCUUAGUGACACACUGGCAUCGUGAUCAUACUGGUGGAAUACCUGACAUCUGCACAAACAUCCCAAAUGACUCUGAAUAUCGCAUCUGUAAGCUUCCUCGUGUCCCUCACUGUGAAGAAAUAAUAGGAGAUGGAGGAUAUAAAUAUUUAUAUCUUAAAGAUGGGGAUGUGAUACAGACAGAGGGAGCCACACUCAGAGUUUUAUAUACACCUGGGCACACUGAUGAUCAUAUGUCUUUACAUCUAGAAGAGGAAAAUGCUAUAUUUUCUGGUGACUGUAUUUUAGGGGAAGGAACAACAGUAAUUGAAGACCUGUUUGAUUACAUGAAAAGUUUGAAAAUGUUAUUACAAAUGAAACCAGAUUUAAUAUAUCCAGGUCAUGGCCCAGUCGUCCGUGAUGCAAAUGCUAGAAUUCAAGGAUACAUUUCUCACCGAAAUGCACGUGAAGAGCAAAUUCUGAAUGUUUUCCAGAAGAACGCUGGAAAAUCAUAUACAUCUUCAGAGCUUGUAAAGAUGGUGUAUAAGGACAUUCCUGAAAAUUUACUUCUAGCAGCAGAAAACAACGUCGUAGUCCACUUGAAGAAGUUGGAAAAAGAAGGAAAAGUGUGUAAGUUGGGGAUGGUGGGAUGUAAAGUACGUGAUGCAUCUCCCAGCUUUAGAUGGAGAAACAAUCUGUAGCUUACACAAGAUUGCUCGAGAGCAUUUUCAGUCUGCACGGCUGCUGCAUGAAAAAAGAGAAUGAUGAGCUUGGACGAUUUAUGAAGUAAAAGUCUUUCAUUUGUUUUUUAGGUUCUAACAAUUUAAAAGUGAUGUUUAUUAAACGUAAUAAAUUGGAGAGUGCAAAAACAAAUCUGUAGUAAAAAGAACAAAGAUCAGAUAUUUAAGCUGCUUUCGUUGUGCUUUUCAAAAAGUGAUUCUGAUGGUAACUUCUCUGUAAAUUCUAAAAACAACCAAUUUUUGCUAACAAGUGGAAAUACUGUUUUUCAUAUUCUUUUCCAUAAUGUAACUGUCUGUGCACGUUUUUGCUGGCAGCUCACUGCAGUACGUUUUAACUGAGAGUACUUCCAGAUAUAUCUGUUUGCUCAUGGAAACACUAUUUCUGUGAAAUUUAAAGGAUCAUUAAUUUCAUCUAGCUAAUGUCAAAACAUGCACAGCACUAGGGCAGACUUUAAUUCUAUAUCUUCUAAGUUUCUGCAAGAAUGUGUUUAAAAAGCUACUUAAAUUGAAAUAUAUAUUGUAAACAAUAUGAGGUUAUGUUUUUCUAUCACUUUAUAACAAGCUUAGAAUUCUGUUACUAACACCAUUUAAAGAACAAAUAUUUUAACUAAAGGUUGUAUUUGAUUGUAAGAUACUGUAUAGUAUGUUUGAAGAUGAAUUUAAACUUCACUUUUCUCUGUAGCUUCCAGAGUAAUAUAUGAUGUUUAUAUUAUAUUGUGCAUUUAACAUAUGUUUUUGAUUCACUUUUUUUAAUGCUGGUCCAACCUUAAAAAGAUGUUUAAAGGUACUAAAGACAAAUAUAUGUUCUUGAAAAUCCUUGAGAACCUUUCAAGUUCAA